Molecule: messenger RNA, 1524 nt
Organism: Poecile atricapillus (Black-capped chickadee)
Lineage: Eukaryota; Metazoa; Chordata; Aves; Passeriformes; Paridae
Product: methyl-CpG-binding domain protein 6-like
Exons: 5
Coding region: 1-1524 (507 amino acids)
Source: RefSeq, a predicted model, not a curated record
AUGGCGGGGGGGGGUCCCUGGGCCCGGCUCGCGGCCGCGCUCGCGCCCCCCGCGCCCCCCGCGCUGCGCCGGCCCCGCCCCCCGUUACGUCAUCAGGUGCGCGACGGGCGCGAGGGACCCAUCGGGACCCCCGGGACCGCCCCCGGGAGCCUCGGGACCCUCCGGAGCCGCCUCCGGGAGACCCCCGGGCUGCAGCCGCUGGUGCUGCUGCUGGCGGAGGAGACCGAUCCAGUGGAUCCCUGGGAAGAGGCCGGGCCGGAUCCCGGAGCCCCCCCCGUCUGGAGCCUCACUCCGGCCACCCGGGCUCAGCUGCUGCAGCUCCCGGCUUUUGGGGGGGUCCCGGGGGGGUCCCCCCCGAUUUUGGCCAGCGCGGACCCGGCUCCGCUUCAGUCCGAGCUGCUGCGGGGGGGGUCAGGUUUGGGGGGGCCCCGUUUGGCCUCGCUGGCGCUGCACCCCGCCCUUCCCCCCCCGCUGCGCCUCUUCUUCCUCCUCUGCCUCCUCGAGGGGGGGGACCCCAAAACCCGCGCCCCUCCCCCAGCGCUGCCCCCCCACUUGGCGGCCGCUCUGUUCCCGGGGGGGGGCGGGGACCCCCCCGAAAUGUUCCUGCCCCGUUUCGAGGCGGCCGCCGCCUUCUGCUCCCGAAUUUCGGGGGAGGGGGCGACGGGGGGGAGCCCCCACCCCAAAAUCCAGGGGGGCCGGGAGUGGCUGUGGGGGCUGGUGGGGUUUUUGGGGGGGGGUCCCCCCGUUCUGUUCUGCCGGGCCGUGGUCUCGUACCGGCGCUGGUUCGGGGGGGUCCCCGGGGGGGACCUGGGGGGGGCGGCGGGGAAAUUAUUGGGGGGGGGUCACCCCGCGGCCCCCCCGCACCUGCUGGAGCUCGCCAAGGUUUUGGGGGGGUCCCUCGGGGGGGCUUUGAUGUCGCAAGUCCUGCGGGCCCCCCAGCCCCCCCCGGGCACCCCCCAGCUCCGGGGGGUGCUGAAGGUGCUGCGCGACCCCCCCGCCCCCCCCGGGACCCCUCCCCAAAUGCGCCCCCAGCUCCGGGGGUACCUGCGGCGGGCGCUGGCGGCCGAGGGGGGGGCCCUGCCCCCCUCCCUGGAGGCCGCCGCCGUUUUCACCCCGGGGGGGGCUCCCCAAAAAGGGGGAGGGGGCUCUUUCCUGGCGCCCCUCCCCCCGCUGGAGCUGCCCUUGGGGGUCCGGCUGCGCCCCCUCGCCCUCCCCCCCCCCUGGGACCCCCCCCGGGCCCUCCGCGCCUUCGAGGCGCUUUGGGGGGCGCUGGGGGGGGGCCCCGAGACCCUCCUGCUGCUGGGGGGGGGCGCGGCCGCCCCUCCCCCCGCCCUCGCCCCCCUGCUGGUUCCCCCCGGGGGUGGGGGAGGGGCGGGGGGGGGAUGGGCGCUGGCGGCCGCCGCCCCCCCCCGGGGGUUGGUGCUGGCGCGGGGGGGGCCGGGGGGGGAGGGGCGGGUGCGGGGGCAGCGCUGGGGGGGGGUCCUGCUGCUCGCGCGGCUGCUGCGGGGGGAGGGCGGGGCCUGA